AUGAAGGAGGCAGAGUCGCCAUCCCGGGAGGUAGACUCUGCAAAGAAACAAUAUAAUGUGCAGAUCUCUCAAUUAACAGAAGAACUUUUAGCUCUUCAUAUGGAAUGCGGUGAAAAGCAGGGUCAAAUAGAGCGAGCCAUUAGAGAAAAGCGAGCAGUGGAAGAAGAGCUUGAAAAGAUUUGCAGAGAAUACGGAGGACAUGAAUCUGACAACAGAAAACUAGAGCAACUGCAUCAGAAAUAUCUACUUGCAGAGACUACCAAAUGCGACCUUCAGCUGAGUCUGCAGACAACACAACAUAAACUGAAACUGCUGGAAAUGAACUUUGAGGAAGAGAAAUCUAAUUACCAGAAGAAUAUCUGUAACUUGCAAAGCAUUCUGGAUUCAGAAAGAGAAAAGAGCGGCUCCAUCGGUGAGCAAAGGUUAAAGCUUCAGCAAGAGAAUGAACAACUGCAAAAAGAAAUUGAAAGCUUGAAAAAAGCGUCCUCAGAGGCACAGCAAAAAGCCAAAAUAAAGAUAAGCAGUAUGGAGCACGAGCAUGCUGUGAGAGAACGUGGAUACGAAGUUCGUCUUAAGGAAAUGGAAGACAUCAGUCAGAAGUCGGCUGCUGAGCUUAGACGUCUGUUGACAGCUCAGCAAAAAGCAACAAAUAGAUGGAAAGAGGAAACAAAAGUGCUUACUGAAACUACAGAAGCUAGGAUCAGUAAGUUAAAGAGUGAUCUGAGUCAACAAAAACUUUGUAAUCAGGAACUUAUUGCUCAGCUGGAACUGGCAAACAAUAAAGUAAUUGAGGAUGAAAAAUUAAUGACGGAAUAUCAGAAACAUAUCAAUAGGCUUCAGAUGAGACUGAGCCAGGCAGAACAGAGGGCAGCUACAGCAUCACAAAAGCUCACCACAUUAACUACAUGGAAGAGAAAGGCUACUUCUCUGAAGGAACUAGAAAAUUUUUAAGAUGAAACAUCAAUAAUAUUCACACCACAGCGGAGGUAACAAAGAAGGCUGGCUGAAGAUCCAUACUGUCUCUGUUUCCGUGGCGGAGACCAGAAGAAUGCAAACUGAUACAGAUGGUGUUGUCAUCGGUGUUGGUGGAGAUCUACAGCUUGAGAAAGGACAACUCAAGAAAGACGAAGCCAAGCUUCAGGCAGACUUAAAUGAUGAAGGCCUGGGAAAAUCACCUGGUGAAGGAUCUGUGUUCACAGCAAGAGGUUACAGUCUGAGUUGCACUUAUGUGUUUCAUGCUGUCACACCUCGAUGGUCAGAGGGAAGUGAAUCUGCAGUGAAGGUAGAGGAGUUUUUAUUUACUUAAACUCUUAAUUUGAAUGGGCUUUACGGAAGAUUUGACGCAACUUCUUUGAAAUGAGGGAGGCUGUCGUAGGAGAUGAGCGAGUUUGGGCUAUUUUUUUAGCUGUGUUGCUCGCACCUUGUUGACUGUUGUGUUCUUUCUGAUGCGUGUGAGAUGAUGCUAAGAGAUAGUACUUUCCCUUUUUGCUGAAUUGCACCUUCUGGAAAAAGUAACUUUCAGUAGUGGAAAAAAUAGUUGUGCUUUACAGGUCGUGGGCAGACUCGCCGCAAAAUGCCUGCAGACUGCUGAGGAACUAUCUUUAAAGUCCACUGCUUUCCUAGGGAUUGGAACAGGGAUCUUAGGGUUCCCAUGUUCCGUCGUUGCUAACUGGCUGUUUGGCAAGGUAUAUGAAUUCGUUAGUAAAAAGAAAACCAGUUCUCUUCGGGAGGUUCACUUUCUGUUGCAUCCAAAAGACGUAAAAAUGUCCAGGUGAGUCACCAUGCUUUUCUCUCUCAAUUACCUGCUAUUCUGUUUGGGCCUAUCUCGUGGUAUAUGGCUAUGUGUUGUUCUCCAGAGAACCUGCAGGCUGCUUGUUAUCAUAUAAAGCGUAGAGCCGUUUGCUGGCAGACUCUUUUGCACGUGGCUUGUCCUGUGCAGCCCCGCUUGUUUCCUGUCCUUUUCUAUUCCCUGGCAAUAAUGCAGAUGAAAGCGUAAUUAAUGUUUUAUCUUGUGAACUUGCUUGAUUCUUCCAUACGUAAGGCUCAUCUACGGAUGGACUUGCUGCAACUUCUGCAUAGAUGUCUUCACUCUUGGAAAAGGAAUACUCUCCAUGGGUUUAGAUGAAGUCUGUGAAGAAUAAUUACGUUAGGAUUGCAUGCGGGUAAAAUUGCCCAGUGCAAAACAGAUCGGUGUUCUGCAUCCCGCUUUUUUUCAGUGUCACUUUAGAAGGGGUUUCUGUGCUUUCACUGAACUUAUUACAAAGGUUGACUGUAGUUUCCUUUUCUAGGCGUUUUCAAAUGAAUGUGAGAGACGGUGCAGCAGUGAUGUAGACGAGGCUAGCGAAGGCACAGCUAAGUUUAUUUUCUAGAGGCUACGUUCAUGGUGGUGUAGGGUUUUCUAUUAUUAUUGGUAUUCGUAGUAUUACUGGCUAGUAAAUUUUCCAGGUAGCGUAUUCAUGAUAGAUACUUAGAUACGUGGUGAACAUGCUGUUCCCAAAGUCCAAGUGGAUGUUGUAAAGGCAGUCCGUAGUAUGUAUGAGCAUAACAUCUGAAACAGUGCUGGAGAUACCAAGGAAAAAACAUUCUUGUGAUUCAUUAUCUGGAUGUAGCAUCCACGCGGUAAGGAAGCAGAAGGCAGAAGCGAGGUUCUUUUCUUUUCCUGAUGUAGUCUUCCCUUAUCUCCCAGGAAGAACCGGUCAGUUCCCGCUUAUGUGUCUUAACGGGGCCUCUUUGCAAUGCUCUCAGAGCUACAUUCAGAUCAACAGCAAAACCACCCUGAAAUGUCAUCAGUGCUGUCCAGUUGAGUGGGACUGCAGAGUGUGGAAAAUGAGUAUUUGUUGAAAACUCGAUCAAGUUUUUAGAAAUAAUGCGUAGACAAAAAGUUGCUGUCACGCAGUUGAGAACGUGCCCCAAAACUCCCUUCGAGACAGGAGCAAAGGAGCGAGAUUUGCAAAGUGUGCUGCUGUCGUAUCUCCGUGCUUCAUGAAGGCUGAUACAGAUAAGCGUUGCCAAGAAAUGUCUCUAUAGCAGGAGUGUGGUAAAAUGUGUUUGUUUUUUCCUACUAUGUCAGCAUAAAUAGCAAUGAUGGGAGCAAGAGAAGGUUGGUCUGAGACCCCCAUGAGAAGGAAUGAUUUUCAGUUACUGAUGCGAGCAGUGUUCUCACAGGUAGAGCCUAGGGACGAACUGCGGUCUCAGCAGGCGUUGUACCCACGAAUGCUCCUCUGCUCAGUGUCUGUAUUUCUGUCCUACAGUUUUCUUUGGUUGCAUUUCAAGCCCAGCACAGGACGUAUAUGAGAUGACAAUCGGCUCCAUCAAGUUCCAGGUGGCCACUCAUGAUAUUACCAAGGAAACUGGAGACGUCAUUGUAAACAUAUCAAACAAAACUGUCAACCUCCAGACAGCCUUGCAGCCUAAUGAUGGCUAUAUAACCACCAAAGGAGGAAGCUUGCCAUGCCAAAAAUAAUCCAUUUUGUCGCCCAAGAUGACAUGAAAGUGCCAGUCUCCAAAGUGCUUCAGGAAUGUGAAUUACAGCAGUACGCCUCUGUUAGCUCCCCAGCGGUUGGAGCAGGUCAGGCAGGCUGUUUUCCGGACAUAGUCACUGCUGAGAUGAUGGAUGCAGAAACUGACUGCAAGGAGGAACUCUACUCCAUCUGUGAAAACUAUUAAAUCUGUCAUUUUUCAGUCGUGUCUGCUGAACGUGUUCCAUACAAGCUUGAAAAAAAGAGAAAAUCUUGGUAAAA
Messenger RNA from Centrocercus urophasianus (Greater sage-grouse), 3740 nucleotides. RefSeq names its product sodium channel and clathrin linker 1 (gene SCLT1). Gene Ontology annotation, biological process: cilium assembly; clustering of voltage-gated sodium channels. The transcript is spliced from 13 exons. The record is from RefSeq and is a predicted model, not a curated record. Gene Ontology annotation, cellular component: centriole. The coding region runs from base 1 to 951 and encodes 316 amino acids. NCBI's taxonomy places the organism in Eukaryota, Metazoa, Chordata, Aves, Galliformes, Phasianidae.